UCUCGAGGGGGAUCUCCUAUUCCCACGAAUCCAUGGUCGCACGCCGGGUGGAUCUCGUGGCGCUGGUCCGGAUCUCGAUCUUGUUUACUUCUUCCACCGAGGCGUAGCAGAGCGAUGAGAUCUGAAUCCCGUGACUGCGAGAUAUCAAGAAACGCGUCAAUUAACUUCUGGUUGGCAAAGAAAGGUGGAUACAAGAAUCGCCUUGUUUGAUUGCGUAGUUGUAGAUGGACUUAUGAGAUUGGGCCAAGUAUGAAGUAUCAGACUAAUGAUUCAAUACCCAACUAAGAUUCAAAUAUGGGAUGCCUGCCUUCAAAACAAAACGAUUCAGAUACUGGAAGCAGAAAAAGGUCAGGGAAUGUGGGGGAGGUGGCAGUCUUUGUGCCUGGGUUGCGAGUCCCCAAAAGCGUGGAUUUGUUUCAGUCACUGGGUGAUAUCUUGCCGUGGUGUUUAACCCAACGUCUGUCUGCCUUGAGAACCAGAAUUGUAGUUAUGGCUGCUCAAGAGGCACCCAUUGUGGUGAAGCCCAAGAGGAAAACAGCAACGCAGCAUGGUGGUUCUAGUUUGCCUGAUCUUCGGCAGGCUCUUGAAGACUACUUACCAGUACUUCUUGGUUUAGUGAAAGAUGGAAGCCAGCUAGUAGACAGCAUUCACUUUGUAUGGACUAACCAGGAGGAUGAUGCUGAGGUGGUUCUAUAUGAAACAAAAAUUGCAAAUGCCUGGUAUGAGGUUCUCUCAGUUCUGCACUUGAUGGCCAUGCUGUGCUUUUCUGAAGCCAACUCCUUGCUUCUUCCUAAAACAUCUAGUGAUAGUAAUCCAAAAGUUUCUGAAGAGAGUAGGAGAAGUGCAAUUGAUAUAUUCUUGAAGGCAGCAGGUUAUCUGGAUUGUGCCAUUCAACAUGUUCUUCCUCAACUCCCUCCUGAUCUAAGGGUGAAUCUUCCUGUUGAUCUUGCCGAAGGAGUGCUCCACUCUCUUCUUAUGCAAGCAUUGGGUCAGAGUGUGGAUAUUCAACUCGGGAUGGCAAUGGAUAGUCCCAAAGCUACAUUGGCUGUCAAAAGGAGGCUAGCAUGCGAAAUGGUCAAGUGCUGGCAUCAGGCGGAGGAUAGCAUCACAAAGUACACAUUAGCUGAAGGUUGGGGAGGAAAACAUCAACUAUUUAUCAAAUGGAAGCAUGAUGAAGCAAAGGCGGCUGCUUAUUAUUACCAUGGUGUUAUUCUUGAUGAGGGUAACACAGAAAAAUCGCAUAGGAUGGCAGUCGCAGCUCUCCAAGCUGCUGAAGAAUCUAUCAGCCAAAGCAAAAGGGCAUCUGAUGCAUUCAAUGCAAUGCCCCCUAUAUCAAGGAAUCCUCCUCCCUGGGGUCCUAUGAAAUAUCUAUACGAGAAAAUUCCGAAAGAUGCAGCCAACAAGGUUCGCAUAAAUCAGGACCUCUACAAUCAACACAGGAUCCUUGAGAGAGCACCGACAUUACUAGAUUUCGCUGUGGCUCUUAAACCGGAUGACUAUCGACUUCCAGAGGUCGACCAUGCUUGGAAUUAAGGAAAAACAUCAACAAAUGGAGCAAGCUUUCUGAAUGAACUCUGAUGAUCUUUGGUUUAUGGUGUGCGCAUCUACCUCGAGGUGGGAAAGUUCCUCUCGUCUCCAUAACAAAAGUUUGCAAAGAAUCAACUUCCUUCUUCUGUGUUUUCCUGGCAUAUAUUGUAAUCUCUCAAUAGCGUCUUUCUAUUUUUUUUUAAAGAAUGUAUUUUUUGUGGUGUUUUGUGUAAUAUACUUGAACGUACAGGAAAAAGGAGUUUCCAUUUGAUUC
Messenger RNA from Zingiber officinale, 1801 nucleotides. RefSeq lists its product as uncharacterized. The record is from RefSeq and is a predicted model, not a curated record. The transcript has 13 exons. The coding region runs from base 295 to 1533 and encodes 412 amino acids. Lineage: Eukaryota; Viridiplantae; Streptophyta; Magnoliopsida; Zingiberales; Zingiberaceae.